AUGUCCUCAGCAGUAAAGCCCGCGGCUCAUCACGAGCGCAUCCCGCUCUCAUACACUCUCGCCGCCGAAGCUAGUGCAGCCUUCGGUGCAGCAGCCCUAGUAGCGCCAAUCAUCACUAUCGUCGACCGUUCCAUAUUCCUGAAUGCAUCUGGAACGCAGCCGCUCCUGGCGGGUCUUGUUUCCGGGUUCAAGACUCUCUUCACCAAUCCGCUAUCGCUCGCGAAGCAACCCGCCACUCUGCUCAUGUUUGGGGUCUACGCUGGAACGUACCUCACGGCGAAUACAAUACAGUCUGUGUGCGAUUAUGAGGGCUGGGAUUGGUUCUAUCCAAAGUUCAUAGGAACGAGUAUCGCGAAUGUUGGGUUGUGUGUGGGCAAAGAUGCUACCUUCACAAAAUGGUUCGGCACUGGCGCCUCGAAACCUGUCCCAUGGAGCUCCUAUGGGCUCUACACCACGCGCGAUGUCAUGACUGUGUUCGCCUCCUUCAACCUUCCACCAGUUCUGGCUGCAGAGAUGACAUCCUCGUUCGGCAUAAGCAAAGGAACCGCUGAAGUCGCCGCACAGUUGAUCACACCAUGCGCGGUCCAAUUCAUCUCGACGCCGCUUCACUUGUUGGGCAUGGACUUGUACAACCGACCAGACGCAACUCCACCGCAACGGCGAGCCCAGGUGCAAAAGGAGUAUGCGAAAUCAACGGCCGCUAGAAUAGGACGCAUCUUUGCGGCGUUUGGGAUCGGCGGUGUGGCGAACCAGAGGUUCCGAUACGAGGCGAAAGAGCUUUUGAGACGCUCAUACCUUCACUGA
This is a messenger RNA of Fimicolochytrium jonesii, 804 nucleotides long. RefSeq lists its product as uncharacterized. Lineage: Eukaryota; Fungi; Chytridiomycota; Chytridiomycetes; Spizellomycetales; Powellomycetaceae. The transcript is spliced from 2 exons. The coding region runs from base 1 to 804 and encodes 267 amino acids. The record is from RefSeq and is a predicted model, not a curated record. Gene Ontology annotation, cellular component: mitochondrion.